AUGGAUGAAAUCUAUCCAAACCUUUCAAAAUUGUUUCCAGAAAAUCUAGAAAAAAUAUGCCAAGAUUUAAAGUGGUAUUUGGAUUCUUCAAAUGAACCCAAAAAUCUAUUUGAACUGCACCCCAAAUUUAAUAACAAUUUCAAGAACUUAUUUGAUAAUAUAAAUACCCAGUCACUAAAGAACCAGGAUUCAUAUCCAUACCUUAUAGAUUCUAAAGAAGAUUUAAAUAUAAAUGAAGACACAGAAUAUUUGGAAGAUCCAAAAACCACAAGAGAAGGAAAGAAUAAUAACAAAAAAGAGUUGUUGAAGAAGGUACAAGAACAUGGAAAGUAUUUUGAAGAUAUCAAUCAUAUGUGUAAAGAAAAAAGAUCUCAAAUCGAGAAAAAUGUAAUAAAUACACUAUUAUCGCACGAAAACGAACUCUCAGAGUUCGCAAUAGACCUAAACUACUGUGAUAACACACUAAAGAUGAUAGAAGAAUCACUCAACAAACAAUUUGAGUCACUCCAAAUGUCUUCAGAAAGUAUCAAAAAACUACACGAUGAGUCCAAAGAUAUGUCAUGCGCACUGGAAAACAGAAAGAAAAUGGUAGAAAAACUAGAAAAGUUUGUGAAAGAAGUUAUAAUAACACCAUCCAUGAUCAAGUCGCUGUGUAACGAUCCAAUAAAUGAAUCAUAUGUAGUACAUGUGGAAGAGUUUGGAAGAAAGUCAGAGAAUAUCACAAGACUGUACAAGGAUAAGGAAUACCCAGCAGUUGAGUUCUCAAAGAUCCAGGUCAAGAAGCUGGAGCUGGUGCUAAUAAGAAGGAUUUUUGACUUUCUGUCACUGGAAAUUAGCAACCUAGCAAUACCAAAAGUGAAUAUCCAGAUGGUACAAUCUACUAGGUUUAUGACAUUCCGACCACUGUAUAAAUAUUUGUGUAAUUUCCCAAACCACACCAAGGAUUUAAAGAAACUUUACACCUACACAAUGAAGAGAACAUACAGCCACUUGUUCGAAAAUUACCUUAAUUCAUUGGAGGCAUGUUUCGAAAAGGAAAGAUGCAGAGAGACGUCAUGUAUGCUGAGAAUAAGAAGCCUGGCAGUAGUUCAGAAACAAAAUAAAACAAUAAGUUACUAUGAUAUGAAUUCAAGAGAUUCAAUAUUAAAAGACUUUAAUUCACAACCAAUACUGCCGACAGGACUACAACCAAACUCACUCAAGAAGGAGCUGAUAGUAAAGUCAUAUUUCAAACUACUAGUUGACACGUGUACGACUGAAAUGUCAUUUAUAUCCUCGUUCUUCUUUUUAAAUGAUCCUAAACCAAAUGAAAACCGAGAAGAAAAUAAUAACACUAGUAAAGAUAAAUUGGAUAAGAACAUGUUUAAGGAAAUAUUUGUGGAAGUGUUUGAAAUAAUGUCAUGUAACUUAAAAGUUUACCUGAGAACAAGCUUUGACCUGGUGGCCUUAACGUUGAUACUAUCUAUCUUGAGGUUCAAUAGAAGGUUUUUGUUGCACAGAGAAAUAACAUUCUUCGAGUCUGAAAUGUAUGAGUUUGAGUCACUGUUGUAUGAAAGACUAAACUUUCUCAUGAAUGAAAUAAUAAGUCUGGUGUCAAAGACAACAAAAUCACCUAACAUAUCAACAAUUCUCCUGUGGAACCCAGCACCCUUCGUAGUUAACUCAUCCCAUAUAAUCUAUGUCAUUUCAAGACUUAACGACUACACGAGAAAGCUUAACCCACAUGUCAUCCAGCUUCUUCAGAAUUUAGUCGAUUUCUUAGAAAAAUCCUCAGAAAAAUUAGACGCUAACAAAAAUUCCAUUUUUAUUAUCAACAAUCUAGUACCACUAGUGUCAGUCAUAAAAACAAUAACUGAUAAAACCAUGUUUUCGGACGAGAAUUUUGAUUUUGGUGAAGUUUCAAAGAAGUUGGAAGAGAAUCUGCAGAACAGCCUAACAUUUUAUUCCAAUUUCCUCCUAACAGAGUUCAUUUCCGACUUGAUUAAUAUAAUGGAUGAAGAGGAGCCGGCAAUUGAGGGAGUUACACCUAAAAAAACACUAACAUUAGCUACAAUGGCAUUGGAAUAUAGGAACCUGUGUAUGGACUUCAUAAAAACAUAUAACGAAAGAGUGUCGCUUAUUAAGAACAUAAUUUCCCAGUCGUUCAUACACCCGCAGACCCUAGAACUGGUCAACAUACACGUUUUCAAUAUGUUUUAUGAAAUAUACUCUAAAUUCUAUGGUAUCACAAAUGAUAUUUUCAAGGACACGCCGACCGAGUGGUUCUCUAAAAUGCCGGACCCGUCCGAGUUUAAGCCAUAA
Theileria annulata is the source of this 2301-nucleotide messenger RNA. RefSeq lists its product as uncharacterized. Gene Ontology annotation, cellular component: GARP complex. Gene Ontology annotation, biological process: endocytic recycling; Golgi to vacuole transport; retrograde transport, endosome to Golgi. The transcript is spliced from 6 exons. Gene Ontology annotation, molecular function: syntaxin binding. NCBI's taxonomy places the organism in Eukaryota, Apicomplexa, Aconoidasida, Piroplasmida, Theileriidae. The record is from RefSeq and is a predicted model, not a curated record. Bases 1 to 2301 code for a protein of 766 amino acids.